UGAAGAUCGCAGUUGUAUACACAUGCGCAGUGCUAUGCCACGUGACCGCUCAAAUGACGUCAGAGCAGGGGUCUUUCGGUCAAGCGGAUGUACAACCUCGGAGAGGGCGAAUAGUUGCCCGGGUCCUAUCGUCUGAUCUAAACAUCACACUUCUACACAAGCAGGCUGCCGAGCGAUACGGACACCUGGCUAAAAAUGAAUCUGUGACGUCUACUUCCGCAUGCAAUGACCUGUGUCCCCCGCCAUGGAUCGAGCAUGUGUCGAAGAUUCGCGGUUUUGCUGCGAUGUCAACCAACCCUGUCUGCGAAUUCGCCGAACACUUCUCGGCCUGUUCCGCUUCCAACGAAGUCUGCAAAACAUUGCCCGUGAAAUUCCGGUGCUGUCCGGCACAUUGCGUUCAGUCGGCUUACGAAUGCUACAAAGGGCCUCCAACUAAUUUUCUAUGCGUGCCAAAGUCAAUACAACCAUGGAUGGUGGACAAAAUACGACUAAUAGUCCAUGGUUCUUCAAGUCAAGUAUAGACGCUGCAUUCUUGUUUCUUUCUGUUUGCUUGCCAAAUGUUAAUACGUGACCCAUUAUCGCACGCAGAACCCGACGGGAGACGUUAAAUGAAACAAACGUUAGGAAUAAUUGUAUGAUUCUUUCAAUUAUUUAUGUCAAAUAUUUUCAAGGUUACGCAAUAGAAAUAUUUAUAUCUUUAUUUGUGUAAUAUUAAUCGGUUACUCAAAAAGCCUACUAAUUAUUCAGAAUUUUCUUAUAAGCAUGUAGAAUGUCUAGUUGUUGUUUCCUGCCUUUUUAUUAUACAUGUUUACUGUUGUUGUUGUCACUCUGGAUCAGCAGACGAUU
Messenger RNA from Dreissena polymorpha, 846 nucleotides. RefSeq lists its product as uncharacterized. NCBI's taxonomy places the organism in Eukaryota, Metazoa, Mollusca, Bivalvia, Myida, Dreissenidae. The transcript has 3 exons. Bases 54 to 521 code for a protein of 155 amino acids. The record is from RefSeq and is a predicted model, not a curated record.